AUCUACUCUUGAGUCUUGAUGGAACUAAUGUUGUAGGCUAGCACCAGAGCACAGGCGUGAUAUAAUUAUUAUGGUGUGUGUGUCGUGUCCAAAACAGCCGGAGUCGAGAAGUAAAAACAGCAGAAAUAAAAUGAUCGGUUGGACCACGGUGUAUCGACCGCGCUCCAGUUCGGCGCGUGAACCCGGAGCGCCUCAGUUGCAGUUUCUGCCGAGUGAUGGCUAGUUGUAGUGACUAGUGUUUUCUGGGCUCCGAAAUAGUUUGCUGGUCAGACGUACGAUCACGAGUCUGGUUCGUGAAAAAAAAUGGUUUGCAUCUCGGCUUGAUUUGAUUGAUCAAAGUAGUACACAAACGCGCACGCACACUAGUUUGCGGUGAGUAAGCCAAGCCGUGACCAAGCACAGCAAACUGGCAUUUUGACGUUGGCGGUUGUCCCGGUCCGGGAACAGGAGUAUAGCUGUUACAUUGAUAGUGACUAAGCUUGUAAGGCAGCCUAAAGUUAGCUAAACAGCCCACCGUGCCGGCGUAAAAUCAUGGCUGACUCACCGCCUGCAGCGGCGCAUCCCAGUAUGACGCCGUGCAACGUAUGCAUCCUUGGAGCUGGCUGUAUUGGUCUGGCAUCGGCCAGAACAUUGGCCGAGCGAGUGCAGGAGCGUGACUAUGCACAGCAGGUGAAGAUCACGAUUGUGGCGGAGAAAUUCCACCCGCACACGACAAGCAACGUGGCGGCGGGCAUAUGGGAGCCUUACGAUGUGAAAACUGAUCCCGUCGAACAAGGCGAGCGCUGGAGCAUGGAGACAUUGCGCUGGAUGCGCUCGACGUUCCAGUCGGAUCCGAACACGGCGCGGCAAGAAAUGGGGAUUUUCCCCUGUGUUCUGCACGAUUGCCAUAGCAAAGAUGAUGGUGAUACAAGCCGCAAGCGUGACCCGAGCCCUGAUCAGUUUCCCGUCCUCGAGCGGCUCGGCUGUGACGUUGUGCGAAUGACCGACGAUGAGCUGGAAAACUACCGCGCAUACGGCAACGUGAGCUGCUUCAAGCUCCAGACAAUGAUCGCGGACACCAGUCGCCUGCUGCCGUGGCUGACACGGGAGUGCGAGCGCUAUGGUGUUACGUUUCGCAUGCAAACAGUGAAGCGACUGGAGGACCUUGGCACAGAGUUUGACGCCGUCAUCAACUGCUGCGGGCUAUCGGCCAAAUCGCUACUGGGGGACGAGGACAUGUUUCCGGCGCGAGGUCAGGUGGUGCGAGUGCGAGCACCUUGGGUGAGCCAAGCGGAAGUCGUCCUAGCUAGCGACGGCACGCUGACGUAUGUUAUUCCGCAGGUUGACUGCGUGGUGUUGGGCGGCUUCUACCAGCGCGGCAACUGGAGCGAGGAGGUGAGCGACGAAGAGACGGCUGCGAUACUGCAGCGCUGCGUUGCACUGCAUCCGCGGCUGGCGCAGGCGCCGGUCCUGAGGGUCCAAGCAGGACUGCGGCCGGGACGUACGUCCGGCAUGCGUUUAGAAGCCGAGCAGCUCGUGCUGCACCGCCAAACAUCCUCCAGUGCAACGACCAGCGGCAGCAGUGGCGCGGCCGAGUGUGUCUCGACCGGGCAGCGUAGUCGGAGCGACGACGCUAGCCUGUUCGUAGUGCACAACUAUGGGCAUGCCGGCUGUGGCGUGACCGUUCACCGCGGCUGUGCGCUGGACGCUGCCCGACUCAUGCUGGACUGGCUGGACAAGGCGUUCAGUGCCACCGAGCAGGGCUUGGGGUAGGAGCAGGCAAGCUUCUCUGAACAAGAAAACACCUGAUUCUCUUCAUAUUAUUAUUAUUAUAAGCACUAUCGCGAUGUAAGCGGGGAUGCCUACUUCACUUGUGCCAUUCAGGAUGAUGAUAAAGAGAAAGAGAAACAGAAAGCUCAGAAUCCUGAGGAACAAUGCUGUAGAGCAGAAUAGCUGUGAUCGAUUGGAUGCACUACAGAAAGGUGAAAAUUAUUAGUUCAUUGAUAAUAGCUGGUGAGUUGUCUCGUCAUUUCUGAAUAUGACAUAAUUAUCUUUUUUCUAUAAUUACUCAAUCUGCGGACAGAAGUGUUUCGUCCUUUCUGGACUCUUCAGAAUAACUAUGAUUUUAAAUUUGGAAUUGUGUUGAGGAAGAGGA
This is a messenger RNA of Sycon ciliatum, 2134 nucleotides long. Its product is annotated as D-aspartate oxidase-like. The coding region runs from base 532 to 1752 and encodes 406 amino acids. The transcript has a single exon. Lineage: Eukaryota; Metazoa; Porifera; Calcarea; Leucosolenida; Sycettidae. Gene Ontology annotation, molecular function: D-amino-acid oxidase activity; FAD binding. Gene Ontology annotation, cellular component: cytoplasm. Gene Ontology annotation, biological process: D-amino acid catabolic process. The record is from RefSeq and is a predicted model, not a curated record.